Messenger RNA from Fibroporia radiculosa, 1464 nucleotides. RefSeq lists its product as uncharacterized. Bases 1 to 1464 code for a protein of 487 amino acids. Gene Ontology annotation, molecular function: carboxylic acid transmembrane transporter activity. Gene Ontology annotation, biological process: transmembrane transport; carboxylic acid transport. The transcript has 20 exons. The record is from RefSeq and is a predicted model, not a curated record. Gene Ontology annotation, cellular component: plasma membrane. Lineage: Eukaryota; Fungi; Basidiomycota; Agaricomycetes; Polyporales; Fibroporiaceae.
AUGACUGCCGGAAAAGGAUCUCGCCUCUCCCAAGUGUCCCUUAUCUUCGCCUGUGGGACGGCUCUCUUUUCGGAUGGAUACGCCAAUGGGGUCAUUGGUAGUGUCAACACCCUCCUCACCCGCAUCUAUGGUGCCGACGAGAUCGCCAAGAACAACUACAGCAAGAAUCUUACGAGUAUUGCCUUUGCCGGCACAGUUGUAGGCAUGCUCGUCUUCGGUUACCUGUCUGACCGCUUUGGUCGGAAAUCCGGCAUGAUGAUUGCUGCUGGUAUUGUUACACUUUUCUCUGGCCUUUCUGCCGCAUCUUCGGGAGCAAACCACAGUGUUGGCGGUUUGCUUGCCAUGUUGAGUGCCAUGCGAUUCCUCCUUGGUAUUGGUGUGGGCGCGGAAUACCCUUGUGGUUCGGUAGCAGCCUCAGAGCAGUCGGAGGAACCAGGAAUUAGUAAAAACGCCCAGCAUCGGUGGUUUGCGCUCGCGACUAACUCGAUGAUUGAUUUCGGAUUCGUUGUCGCGGCAUUUGUCCCCCUUGUGCUAUACUGGAUCUUCGGCGACAACCACCUCCGUGCGGUCUGGCGACUCUCCCUCGGGCUCGGCGUCAUCCCUGCCCUUGCGGUGUUUAUCUGGCGGUUGCGCAUGGAGGAGCCGACACGCUACAAGAAGGACUCUAUGGCCCACGCGCGUGUGCCGUACUGGCUUAUCGUGAAGCGCUAUUGGUUGAACCUCUUCGCAAUCUGUCUCGUCUGGUUCAUCUAUGACUUUAUUACAUACCCAUUCUCUCUCUACUCCUCUACCAUCGUCAACAACAUCACUGGUGGUUCGAGCGCUUUGAGUGUUGUAUUCGGAUGGAAUACUGUGAUUAACUUGUUCUACAUGCCCGGCACAAUCGGCGGGGCAUUCCUUGUUGACUACCUUGGACCGAAGUACACCAUGAUAUUUGGCCUCCUUUGCCAGGCCGUUAUUGGAUUCAUCAUGAGUGGACUCUACAACCAACUGACGUCACACGUGGCUGCAUUCGCGGUUGUUUACGGUAUCUUCUUGAGCUUCGGGGAAGUUGGCCCCGGAAACUGCACCGGUAUGCUCGCCGUCAAGACGGGCCCCACUGCCAUUCGUGGCAAGUUCUACGGCAUUGCCGCCGCGGUGGGAAAAGUCGGUGCAUUCGUUGGUGACUGGGUCUUCCCUGAUAUUAUCGAUGAUUUCGGUGGUGCGGCAUCAGCCAAAGGUAACACAGGGCCAUUCUGGAUUGGCAGUGGUUUGGCCGUCCUGAGCGCACUCAUCACACUGUUCUUUAUCAAGCCGCUCACACAUGACGGUAUGGAAGAGGAGGACCGUAAGUUCCGCGAGUAUCUCGAGGAGAAUGGCUAUGACACGUCGCAGAUGGGUCUCGAAACUGGCUCUGAGAGCUGGGCCGAAGAGACGGGCUCAGAAAAGGAUGGCGCUGUGAUCGCCGAGAAGCUCAGCCAAUAG